GAACCGGGCCGGGGCUCCGCCAUUUCCGGCAGGGGAGGGCUACGACUGAGGAAGGGAGGAGAGAGAGGCGGCUCAAGAUGGCGGCUCCCAGGGCCUCCCGCUCGAGCUUGUAAGUGGGAGCUCCCAGGCAAGUAGUCAGGGCGGCGGGACUCGACGGCCUCCAGCUUCUCGGGUCCAGGCGCUUGACAGUUUCAAGAGGCUCUCGACAAGACGCGGUAAGCGAGAAGAAGGGGAAGAGGAGAAGGGAAGGAGAAAAUAGUUAAGAUGGCGGCCUCCAUGGAGCCGUCCACCGCUGUGUGAGGAUCAGUUUCUCAGUGAGAGCCACCUUAGACGAAGAGGGGUGGUGUGUGAGCGGAAUUGGGGGGCUCCCUUCCCACUUGGCGACUUUUCUCCACCGCGCCCUUUCCCGGAACUAUGGCUUCGGCCGUGUCACCCGCCAACUCGCCAGCAGUGCUCUUACAGCCCCGCUGGAAGCGAGUGGUGGGCUGGUCGGGUCCAGUGCCCCGGCCCCGCCACGGCCACCGGGCCGUGGCCAUCAAGGAGCUCAUCGUGGUGUUUGGCGGCGGCAACGAGGGGAUAGUGGACGAGCUGCACGUGUACAACACGG
Molecule: messenger RNA, 607 nt
Organism: Capra hircus (goat)
Lineage: Eukaryota; Metazoa; Chordata; Mammalia; Artiodactyla; Bovidae
Product: host cell factor 1
Biological process (GO): regulation of DNA-templated transcription; chromatin remodeling
Cellular component (GO): histone methyltransferase complex
Molecular function (GO): protein binding; transcription coactivator activity
Source: RefSeq, a predicted model, not a curated record